AGGCACAAGAAAAGGGAGCGCGCCCGCCGCCGCCGCCGCCCUCCUCUGGAGAGAGAGGCUGGAGUGAGGCUGUGCGAAGCGCCGCAUUUCAAUGAGGUCGGGCCAAGGCACAUCCCUGCACUAGCGGCUGCAGCCGAGACGCCCGCGCGCCCGCAGCUGCUGCAGCCCAGCCCCGGCCCCGCAGCCCCGCAGCCCCGGCCGCGCCCAGCCCGGCGAGGACAGCACCAGGAGGCGGCCCCGCGCGCGGCGACAAAGACCCCCGGCGGCGUCUCUCCGCGGACCGGUUCAACGUUAACUCCGUCAUGUCCUUCGGCAGAGACAUGGAGCUGGAGCACUUUGAUGAGCGCGAUAAGGCGCAGAGAUACAGCAGAGGGUCGCGGGUGAACGGGCUGCCCAGCCCAACGCACAGCGCCCACUGCAGCUUUUACCGAACGCGCACCCUGCAGACCCUCAGCUCUGAGAAGAAGGCCAAGAAAGUUCGUUUCUAUCGAAACGGAGAUCGAUACUUCAAAGGGAUUGUGUAUGCCAUCUCCCCAGACCGGUUCCGAUCUUUUGAGGCCCUGCUGGCUGAUUUGACCCGAACUCUGUCGGAUAACGUGAAUUUGCCCCAGGGAGUGAGAACAAUCUACACCAUUGAUGGGCUCAAGAAGAUAUCCAGCCUGGACCAACUGGUGGAAGGAGAGAGUUAUGUGUGUGGCUCAAUAGAGCCCUUCAAGAAGCUGGAAUACACCAAGAACGUGAACCCCAACUGGUCUGUGAAUGUCAAGACCACCUCGGCGUCCCGGGCGGUAUCAUCACUGGCCACUGCCAAAGGGAGCCCUUCAGAGGUGCGGGAGAAUAAGGAUUUCAUUCGGCCCAAGCUGGUCACCAUCAUCCGAAGUGGGGUGAAGCCACGGAAAGCUGUCAGGAUUCUGCUGAACAAGAAAACUGCUCAUUCCUUUGAGCAGGUUCUCACUGACAUAACUGAUGCCAUCAAGCUGGACUCGGGUGUGGUGAAACGCCUGUACACCCUGGAUGGGAAACAGGUGGUGUGCCUUCAGGACUUUUUUGGUGACGAUGACAUUUUUAUUGCAUGUGGACCGGAGAAGUUCCGUUACCAGGAUGAUUUCUUGCUAGAUGAAAGUGAAUGUCGAGUGGUGAAGUCUACUUCUUACACCAAAAUAGCUUCAUCAUCCCGCAGGAGCACCACCAAGAGCCCAGGACCUUCCAGGCGCAGCAAAUCCCCUGCAUCAACCAGCUCAGUUAAUGGAACUCCUGGUAGUCAGCUCUCUACUCCGCGCUCGGGCAAAUCACCAAGCCCAUCACCCACCAGCCCAGGAAGCCUGCGGAAGCAGAGGAGCUCUCAACAUGGCGGCUCUUCUACUUCACUUGCGUCCACCAAAGUCUGCAGCUCGAUGGACGAGAACGACGGACCUGGAGAAGGUGAAGUGUCAGAGGAAGGCUUCCAGAUUCCAGCCACAAUAACAGAACGAUAUAAAGUCGGAAGGACAAUAGGAGAUGGAAAUUUUGCUGUUGUCAAGGAAUGUGUAGAAAGGUCGACUGCUAGGGAGUAUGCUCUGAAAAUUAUCAAGAAAAGCAAAUGUCGAGGCAAAGAGCACAUGAUCCAGAAUGAGGUGUCUAUUUUAAGAAGAGUGAAGCAUCCCAAUAUUGUUCUUCUGAUUGAAGAGAUGGAUGUGCCAACUGAGCUGUAUCUUGUCAUGGAAUUAGUAAAGGGAGGAGACCUCUUUGAUGCUAUUACUUCCACUAACAAAUACACUGAGCGAGACGCCAGUGGGAUGCUGUACAACCUGGCCAGCGCCAUCAAAUACCUGCACAGCCUGAACAUCGUCCACCGCGACAUCAAGCCAGAGAACUUGCUGGUGUACGAGCACCAAGAUGGCAGCAAAUCACUGAAGCUGGGCGACUUUGGACUGGCCACCAUUGUCGACGGCCCCCUAUACACAGUCUGUGGCACCCCAACAUAUGUGGCUCCAGAAAUCAUUGCAGAGACUGGAUAUGGCCUCAAGGUGGACAUCUGGGCUGCUGGUGUAAUCACUUACAUCCUGCUUUGUGGUUUCCCUCCGUUCCGUGGAAGUGGUGAUGACCAGGAGGUGCUUUUUGAUCAGAUUUUGAUGGGGCAAGUGGACUUUCCUUCUCCAUAUUGGGAUAAUGUUUCCGAUUCUGCAAAGGAGCUCAUUACCAUGAUGCUUCUGGUCGAUGUUGAUCAGCGAUUUUCAGCCGUGCAGGUCCUCGAGCAUCCCUGGGUUAACGAUGACGGCCUCCCAGAAAAUGAACAUCAGCUGUCAGUAGCUGGAAAGAUCAAGAAGCAUUUCAAUACAGGCCCCAAGCCGAAUAGCACAGCAGCUGGAGUUUCUGUCAUAGCAACCACCGCUCUUGAUAAGGAGAGGCAGGUUUUCCGACGAAGACGCAACCAGGAUGUGAGGAGCCGGUACAAGGCACAGCCAACUCCGCCUGAACUCAACUCAGAAUCGGAAGACUACUCCCCAAGCUCCUCCGAGACUGUUCGCUCCCCAAACUCGCCCUUUUAAUAAGACCCUUUUACUCCAAGUCCUAGCUUAACCCUUUGAGACUCUGAGAUUUUUUUUCCAAAUUUAUGUAAAACAGUUUCAUCUGAUCUAUCUAGCACUCAAUGCUUGAAUGGCAGAACCGAAAGUGUGUGUUCUGGUCUCUUUGUAGCGAUUUCCCUUUGUAGCUGAAUGAGAUGGUGACACAUUAUUGUGUGUGAAGAUGGCAACUUGCUGCUACUACGGUCCUCAAAGGGUUAAGGCUAAUUUGCAACUUUUUUAAACAUAGAGGCAAUGAAUGUUUUCAUCCUGUCAAGCUAGGAUCUGCAGUAUGUAAUAUAGCACAUGUUAACCCUCUGAGUGCAUCGGAUUUUAUGGAGAAUGCUUGGGGAAUUUUUCAGGCCUUUGGAUGUAUAUGCACAUGUUUCUUGAUUUUGCUGCAGAUCAAGGAGUGUUAUUAGAUGCUGAGAUGUCCAGAUAAGAAGGGCAUCUAGAAUAUCUUGCUUGUCCUUUUUUGUGGGUUUAGAACAUGGCAGGUUUAUAACUUAGGCAUAAGCACCCCUCUUUCUUCUUCACAAUCCUAUUACAAAAGGGACUUUUCUCAUUAGAGGUAUGACUGUCAGCUGCCCUGAGUCCUGCAUCCCGAGUGGAGGGAAUUGGGUCUGUGCCAGACAGCCUGACCCAGGAAAUAGAUGGUGCCCCCUCCCCUAAAUUGUCUCCAUAUGAAGAUGUGCUGAUGACGCCCCAGAAAUGCUGCUUCCACAUCAGCUGCUGCUAGUGCCAGCACAGACCCUCGGGAAGUCACCAUACCUUGUCUUGUGCUUGGUGAGUGAGGGUCUGCCUGCUCAGUACGAGACAUCUACAGGAAAAAACAACUGGUGGAAAAGAGCAAUAAAUUGCCAGGUGCUCUAGAGGGCUGGAAUUUCAAACAGAAAGAGGAAACAAGAUCCUUUUCUUUUUCUCACCUGCUUUUUCAUGCACUGCAGUCUUCAGUGUGAAAUCCGCGUAGAGUAUGAAAUCCAUACACAUGAGCACUGGGGCACAGGGGACUAGAGGCAAGUGCUUUGCAAGGUGGCCAAGGAGAAAGCACAGUGGGAAAACAAUCCAGAAUGUUCUAAAAAUGGGUUUUGAGGAGGUAAACCACUGGUAAGAUCAUUUCAUGUGCACCUUUAGGUUACCUACAUAUAGUCUCCCAGGAAGAAGAGGAUAAAACUUCCAUUCCCUAAGAUGACCUUUUUAUACCCCUGUCUUUAGCUGUCCAGAGGCACAAUGAUUUUCUCCCUUUGGGCCAAGUCCUACCUGAGACCUGUAUUUUCACUCCUGUUACCAGAUCUUUCUCUCUUGCACUGUGUCUCCAGUGAGUUUCUUCUGGAAUGUGUCUCAUUUCAGAAUCGGGGCCUGCCCCUUCCUGUACGUCACUGCAAUGCUUAGAGAGGAGGCUAGCCAUGUGUCUUGGAGGCAGGGGCCCAACUCAAGUGUCCUCCUAAGGUUUGCUCAGCUCUGUCAUCCAGGAGACAACCAGUGAAUGAUGUCUCGUGAAAUUUGCAUCUGGAUGGCUGAACAGCCCUUACUGUCUCUGUUUUGAAUAUACUUCCAUAUCUGAAAGUCUUGAAAUUUGUGUAUAACCUGUCUAUAGUCAGUUUUUUAUUUUCAAAUACACAUUGGUUUUCAAUUGCUGCAUUUUACUCUACAACUCAGAGACUAUGGUCUUUAUUAUUAGACACUUUAAAAUCACAACAUGUCAUGACUUUUGCAAUGUAGUCCCCCCAAUUUUUUACUCUUCCACACUUACAUUUCUCUCUUUGGUCUGUGUGGUCCUGACAUGUAAACAGUAGAUCACUUAUUGAGAGUUUUUUCCCCUUUUAGAGAGUUCUGAGAUGAUAACACACAACAUCACAAAGUAGCACAAAUCAGUUGGGUCUUUUGAGGGGAGGGGGAGGGCAGAACACCAGAAGGUUGUUGGUGUGUAGGUAGAUUUCAUGCUAGUAAAGUGUCCUGAACGGGUCAGAAAUUGCUGCUUUCUCUAGAACUAUAAAGCAAAGCACUAUCCUAAGUAAGACCAAGGAGUAGCUAUAUAGCUUGGCCUCAACUCUAAAUGUGUGAAUAUGAAGAAUCCUAUGGGCAGAGACCUACCUGCAGGAGAUUGUCACUUUCCUUUCUUUCUCUGAAUUACUGCUUUUCCUGUAGGCAUUACAUGUUUUGCUACAGCAUCUAGUGUACAGAAUUUACAUGCAUGGCUCAGUCCUUUUUCCAUUCAAGUCUGGGGCGACCGUGGACCGUGUGAAGCUGUGGAGUAUUUCCCAGCACACUGCAGAGGGGCAGCUCCGAAGAAUGCAGGGCCCAUUCAGCAUGGGGAUCCCAGCGCAUCGCUGUAGAAUUUGAGUGAUCUAUGCUGAAUAAACAGUGGAAUGUGACCUGUCAAGUAGAAAUAUUGAGUAAUCAGAUGGAAUGCAAUCUUUUCAGCAUUAAGCUAUCGAAAUACUGAAUGUCAGAGAUGUACUCAGAGGGUUAACAGACAAGCACAAGGCAUGCUGAUUACGUUGGUGUAUCCAGACUGCUUUGCUUUCUGCCAGUGCUUUCUAAUUUUUUUCACAACAUUCUUGGGAUAGUUCAAGUUUGAAAUAAUUAAGUGGUGGUGUUCUUUAAGGAAUUUCUAUAACCAAAUUGAUCUUAUUUUUUAUUUCACUUUAUCAUAGAAUAAAUAUGUACCAUUAUGGCAGUGUAUCUCUGUAAUUAUCAAUCUAAUCAUUGCCACAAGUGUUUCCAUAUUUUUUUUCUGGUAUUUAAUACAGCAUUAUGGUGGUGGCCUGGUGAUGCGGACUAUCUUUCCUUUAUUGAUACAUGACCAACCAUAUGGUGUUUUGAAGGGAAUUUUAAGGUUCACCUUUUCUGUUCAGUAGUAGACUAGUUGAGGAAGAACUCCUUCAUUACAUGCAUUGUGUAAAUCAUCUCCGUAGAUGAGAACUGUUUGUAUUGAUGAACACGUUUCUUCUCAACCUUGUAGCGGAAAUCAUUUUAUUCGUCAUAAUCAAUGAAUAUGUGAUUUGCUCCAGAUCGUUAGAAGGAAAAGUAAGAUUUCAGUUAUUGAAAAUGUUCUUACCGUAGCCCUCAUCUAACUUCCACGUGGUGCAUAUUAAAAUGAGCAGAGAAAAAAAUAUGAAUAAACUGCUGAAAACGCUUGGUGUUUUGUAUUCAGUGAGCCCUUCCUGCAGCCUGCUCAGCACCCCCAUGGGUGGUGGUUAACAGGCCUGUCAGAUAUUGUUGAAAGAAAGCAAUAUAUCCAUGAAUGAAGGCUAAAAUUGCAAUCCUUUACCCUUUGAGGCAUAUUUCAAUUGGAAAAAAAAGAAAAGAAAAGAAAAAUUGGCUUAGCUUAGAGGGUCAUGGAGCUACCGUGUGACCAAGCCUCACAUGCACUAAAUCACGGUUGUUUGCUGGCCAAGGGCGCCCAUUAGACAACUCUAUCCCCACGCUGAAGUGCGAUUGUGCUUGAGGGAGAGCGUUCUUAAUAUUAUUGUGUUGCCUGCUAGCCCUUCUCAGGGUAAGGAUCUGUCAGCAUUUCCACGGUAAACUUCUAUUUUCAAAGGUUUUUAAUUUGACCAUAAAAAGGUGCCCCAGGCUGAAGUUUGCUCUAGCGGGCCUGUACCAAAGAGUGAAGGUUCCCUCCCUUCUCUUCUCUGCCCAAUUUCUCCCGAGAAAAGAACAACGCAGAAAUCUGGUAUGUCCCCUCCUUCAUCGUAAUUUCAGAAUUUUGGAAAGCGUCAAGAUUCAAGAUGGUAGUUUUAAUGUGAUUAUUCAUUUGGAUGUGGGUUUAAAAAGAAAUAAAUGAGUUACCUGGCAUAUAUUGUAGAUAACAUAUCUUUUCUAUAGUUUGUAAAUCAUUGAUUUUUUAAACUGCUAACAUGAUUUUUUUGUCCGAAGAUUUUUAAAGAACUCGAAGUUGGUCGGUUCAAAGGUUAGCCUUUCCUGCAUGUUGUCUGCCAUUUCCACUAGGAGUUUGGGAAGAAUACUCUCAGACAGACGCUUACUUUGCAUGCGGUGAUAGAGGGUCAGAUAGAUACUUCCUUUGGAGAUGUGAAUUUCUUUAUUUAAUCAUCAAGUUUCAUGAAGCCAUUCUAGUCUGUUGGGGAAAAUAGUGAUUAAAAGCACUUCCAAAAUUAACAUUUUUGUCAAUUCAGAUAUGACAAGAGUAAAUUAACAUACUUUACACUAUUUUUGUUUAAAGGCAAAUAAAUCAACAAAACUUGAGGACAGCCUAAACAUUUGAUCACUGCAAAUGUGCUUUCAAAAUUGGCGCAAUGGUGCUGAUAUGUGAAACAGUAACAAAUGGGGUCCCCAGGACCGCCAGAAGGAAUCUUUAAUUUGUAUGUAAUUACAUACUGAGGGAGGAGGUGCUUUUAAGCCAGGCUUUUAUUUUUUAAUCAUCUCAAAUAUGCAACCAUCCAUCCAGUAACAUUAAGGGUCGGAAACUGGUGGGAAACAGGAAAUUCAAUGUUGAGGCUUAGAAUGCCUCUGGUUGGGGUGGGUUUUUUUUUUCCCCCUCUAGUUUUUGUUGUUGUUGUUGUUGGACUUCGUUCGACACUGAAGCUAUGUGAUCAGUUUUCCAUGAGCGAGCUGCUAACUGGCAGGUGUUUUGAUCAUGAGGAUUGCAAUAUCUUGCCCUUGGAGACAAGGGAGAGAUCCAGUUUCCUUCUUGUUCCCUAAAGGAAGAGCGAUUUCUACAGUUAAACCAUACCUGUAAAUUUCCUCAACAUUUCUGUUUUGGUCAACUGAAGUGAGACCCUUAAUGUUGCUUUAAUGUAAAAUUGUAUAUUUUUGUCUGUGAUAUACUUUAUUAAUUUAAAGUAAAUAAUAGUUCUAACAGCCUUCACUGUUGGUAUUAAGAGGAAGUAGGAUUUUAAAAGUGAUGAUAAAGAUGCUAUAAUGUCAAUUCAUUCCAGUCCAGUCAAAUGUGGUAAGAAAAAGACCUUGAAUAGUUCUCUAGGGACAAUUUCUCACUUGCCAUUGACAUUAAUCUUUGAUGUAUUCUCAGAAAAAAUAAAAAGAAAUUGAAACUGGUCCAAGGUUAGAGUCAUAUCCUCCAUAACUAUUUUUUUUUAAUUUUAUUAGGAAAUUAAUAAUAGCCUUUUUCAUUCUGGCUGAAAGAAAAUUAUUAAAGGAUUAGUUGAGUGUGAAAUUAAAUAGUAUUUUGCUCAUGCAUACUAAAAAGGUGGUCUCGGAACUUGAUGCAUUUAAACAAGUUUCUGAAAGGUUUCAAUUUGGUGCAAGAAAAAAAAAUCUAUGUUUCCUUUGAAAAUACUGGAUUUAUCAAUUGCUGCAUGGAUCAGAUGGCAUAGGUUAAUCUUUGAUUUUCAGAAUCUUAAUGAAAUAACUUUCAAACGAUUUGUAUCCAUGAUUAAAGCUGGAAUGAGAUCUAAUUUUUUUCCUAAUCUCUCAGUUUAAGCUAAUAAAUGUAGGUUAAUGUGGAAUGAAAUCAUCUGUGAUAUAUUAUGUUCAUUUAUCAACUGAGCUUUUUGAUGU
This is a messenger RNA of Equus quagga, 8021 nucleotides long. It is a transcript of the gene DCLK1, whose product is annotated as doublecortin like kinase 1. The record is from RefSeq and is a predicted model, not a curated record. The transcript has 17 exons. The coding region runs from base 303 to 2528 and encodes 741 amino acids. Lineage: Eukaryota; Metazoa; Chordata; Mammalia; Perissodactyla; Equidae. Gene Ontology annotation, molecular function: ATP binding; protein kinase activity. Gene Ontology annotation, biological process: protein phosphorylation; intracellular signal transduction.